GCAAGGGCGUCACAAAGGUGCUCCUAGGGAUUACGGAAGGUGCAUGUUCAUAGUGAUUACAAAAGGCACAGGAACGUCAUCGGUACAAAUUUAAGUGAGAUAAACGGACAAGGGAGGAGAAACAUGAUAGGCUACUAGUCGUAGUAGGCUCAUAUAUGGAAUUAAGUGAAAGAUAUAAGGUUGAUCGAUAAAAUUAUAAAAAAAAACUAGAAGACGCAAAAACCAAAUAAAACCAGAAUAAGACAACUAAGCGAUCGAUUUUGAUGGAGAUUAAUAAACAAGUUGAAGAGAAACACAAUGUAGUUUAUGCGCAAGUGAAAGAAAUAUAUAAAUUAAACUCCCUAAAGAAAAACUAGAUAAAAAGCAAGUGAUCGACUUUGAGUGAUUGAUUCAGAUAAGGUCCAUGGAGGUGCUACCGUAAAAGAUAAAUUAAGGUGCAGUUACAAAUAUAUGAGAAUGAGAAUUAAAAAAUAAAGGGAUAAGUAAAAGUAAGAAAAAAAGUAGUAGUAUAUAUAUAGUAAUAGUAGUAGUAAAGAGGAAGAAGAGGAAGAAGUGUCAUUUGGUGUUGUUAUUGCAAGAGGAAGAAGAGGAAGAGGAGGAGGAGAAGAGGAAGAAGAUCGAGUCUCAUUAGAAGCCACAACGGUAUGACUCACUAAAGCCAGUAGUCUCCCUGAGUGACCUUGGAGCUCUGGUGACAGAUCUUUGGGUGUGGCUGAACCUCACACCCACACACACACACCUGGGAGGUGGGGCACAACCCCUGACUGACACCCAUCACCCUUUCACUUCCGGGUGGACAGGGGGCAUGGAUUAAAGGAGAUUGCCCAUCCGUCUCAACUGUAAUUGGGAAACAAACCCGUGACCACUCGUUUAUGAGCAUUAUGAAGGGAGGGAGCAGUGAAAACCAAACUACAGAUUCUCAGGAUGAAGUUGUUGAACGUGUCAAGGCCCGCUUGCAGGAGGAAGGGAGGGAGGCACGCAAUCUUGUGGCAUACUCCCUCCCAUUGCUGGACCCACCACAGACGGAGGGAGCCUUGCGACACAGAGAAGUCAAAAGGGUUGUGGAAAUGGUUCCAAGACGAGAGUUAAAGCAAGAUAAGCGGCCCAGGUCAGCAUCAGCAGGCCGGGACCCUCAAGCAAGUUUGCGAGCACGUCACUGGGGAUUCCUAUUUCGGAAUCUGCAACAGGCAGUCGAUGAAAUCUAUCAGACGUGUGAAGAUGAUGAGAGUAUUGUUGAGUGCAAGGAGGCCAUCCUCAUGCUGGAGCGAUACAGUAGUGACUUCCAGAAGCUCAUUGAAUGGUUAAAAUUGAAGUGGGAAUAUGAGCACACACCUCCACCGCAGAGACCAACAUCCCUUACAUGGGAGAUUCGCACCUCUUCACCUGGAAAGGCUUUUCAUCAGGAGCGACGGGCAGUAACACUGAGUGAGGCGAGAAGAGCUCUGACAUUUGAAUCAAAACUCGAACGCUCAUUUGUGGUGAACGGAACAGUGCACGAAAAGAAGGGAAGCGAACGAGUGAACAUGUCAAAAUCAGACGCUUCAAACAACGAAGCUAAAGAUUUACCUUGCCUAAUAUCACCACAGAAGCCUGUCAUAAUUGUGCAUCGAGCAGGGAUAGAUAAGAAACAGGAGGAAUGCCCACAGAAAACAACCAUUCCUAAAGAGAAUGACUUAAUACUUGAAGAGGUUCUGGAUGACUGUCUUGAGUUAAAAGAAGACUGUAAUAAAGAAAACAUAGACUCAAGUGGGAAUGGAAAUUUGCAGACAAUAAAGAAAAGUGACAAACAUGUCUCGGAGAAUGAAACUAAUAUUGAGAAUUUGAAAGAAGACAAUAAAACACAAAAUAAGGAAAUCAGCAGUAUCAUAAAACACGAGUUCCCUAGAGAUUGCACAACGGACAGCUCAUGUGAUAAGGAUAAGGUAACACGCGAUCACUGUGAAACAACAGACACAAAGAAAAUAACAGAUGUGACAGAGUCAAACGGGGAAACAAGUGCAAUUGCUGAAAAAAUUACAGAUUCUCAGAAACUGAAGGAAGUAACUCCUGUGAAAAAUGCUGCAAUUACCACGACGACCAAAACCAGAGACAGCGGCCUUGCAAAAACGAAGGAUAGUAUAGGCAAGGUGCAGAAAACGAAGGAGGCAGAAACCACCAGACCUCAUGACCCUGGAGACCCGCAUCAGUCCAGCACAGAGAGCACGCCGGGCAAGAGUCCAUCCCAGAAGCCAGGGCCAACGGUCUAUAUGAACAAGGCAUCUCAAGUCCGUCAAGCUUACAACCAGAACAAGACCCCUCAGAAACAUUCCCGGUCACUGGUUCUCAAUGGUCGGCAAUGGUCUGGCCCACGAUUCUUGGACUCCAGAAACAAUAUUUCAAAACAGCAGGCCCCAGGCAGUAAAUUAUCAUACCGGAGGAUGCCUGAAGGGAAAAACACCGCAAGUCCGCCAUUAGGUCGCAGAUCUGCGACUACUGAUACUGGUGGAAGUAGAAAUACAUUCGCAAAUGGACUUGUAAGAUCACAUUCAUCAUUACACUAUGGGAGAGGUUUGGGGAAUAGUUCAAGGACAACUUCCAGUUCAUCUCUGUCCAGCAACACAUCUUCCAGUGGCCAGUCGUGGGCAGACAAGGUUCGAGGAGCGCCACUCUCCCUAGAAAGUUCACAGCUCUCUCUUCAAGAUGACGGUGAGGGCUGGGAGGUGGUUCGCCGGGGCAGGAGGAGCCAUGGGGGCAGCACAGCCUCCCUCAACAGCAACCACUACAACCCCAAAGACGUCCGCAGUGGCAGCCUCAAGACGGACGGUCAUAGUUGUGAAAUGAAGAAACGUUUCCAUGCCCCAAGCACUGCCAUGUCCAUGCCUUCCUUGAUCAUCAGUGAAAACAAUGCCUCGGAUGAUGCCUCUAAAGAGAAAAGCUCUUCAUCUGGUCACUUCAAGCAGAACACAAAGAAGAGCAGUCUUGGUACGGGCACCCAGUCCUCCAAGAAAGUGGUCACUGAGAGUAUCUCUGCUCCUCUAGUUGACGGCGAGGCUAAUGUGAGGCAGCAGAAUUCCCACGUGUGGAAAAGGAUUGAACGGAGAAACAAAAAAGCUGAAAAAGGUGCUGAUGAAAUUACCAAAGAUAUUAGAUGUAAGGAAAGUAAUCUCGAUGUAUCUGUGAUAGAUUCGUCUGAUCAGAAGGGGGAGAGUAAAAACAAGGACAAGACCUGUGAUGAGACAGUGCCAGGAAGUGUAUUGGUUCACGAAAAAAACAGAGAUGAUAAGGAUGUGAAAAGUGAAUCAGCUGAGAACACUCAAGAGCAAGAAGAAGAGUGCUCUCUGAAAAACUUUUUAGAGAGUAAUAAUUUAGUGUGUAAUCAUAGGUGUGACCCAGCGAUACCAGAGAUUUCAGAGACCAGUGAUGCAGAAGAUGAUGAAAGCAAAGAAAAAAACAUAUCAAAAGCAGAACCAAAGAGCAGUUCAGUUCCGGGUACAGGGGAAGAAGAAACGGCUGAUUUAGACCAACAAGCUGACCCAGAAGUUCGGAAUUUUGACAAUGAGAGUCAGAUGGAUGAAGAGGAGCUUCUCAGCAAUGCUGCUGCAUUAGAGUCUGCAUUUGAAGAGGAGCAGCGCCUGAAGCAACAGAUAGAAGAAACAGAGAAGACAGAAAUUAAGGUGGAAGAUGUUGACUGUGAGGAAGAUGGCAGUGAUGCAUCUGAGUCCGCAGGCAGAGCAUUGUCUCCCCUUGCUCUGCCCUUUGACAAUCUCUUGUCCACCAUGAGUUGGGCUGACCAAGUUGAUGCAUUUGAAUCGCUUGAAGAAUUACGUCACCCAGGCCGUGUUUUGCACAUCCAUGAAAAGUUGUCAUCUCCGUCAAGGAAACGAUCCCUGUCAGAGAAAAUGAGACGACACGAAGAAAAGAUCGCUAAGGCUCAAGAACUUCGUGAAAACCUCAUGCUAGUGAAAACAGAGAAGCUGAAAGACUUGUUUAAGAAGAUUGAAGAGGUUCGUCAGGAUAAAGAGGGCUUGUUGGUGAAGAAGAGAGACUUGUUCCAACGCAAGAUGAAGCGCGCCGAGGAAAAGCGCAAACAGUACCUGCAGGAGAUCGUCAACAAGGCGCACGAUGAGGAAAACAAGGCUAAAGAAAUUGCCUUCAUUAAUGGUCUUGAGGCAAAAAACAAGUUGCACGAUAUAAUGCAACAACACCAAAGCCACGAGUCUCGUUUGGCAGACAUGGCUGAGGAGAGGACCAGACGCCAGGAAGAAAAGGCUGCCAAGGAAGUUGCAGCUCAAGAAAGACGCAAAGCACUAGAAGCGGAGAGGCAGGCAAGAAUGGCGGAACUUUGUGAGAAGCGGAGACAAAAAUGUGAACGCAUUGACCGGCAGCAAGCAGAGAGGCGGGAAGAACUCCUGGAACAGGCGCGAGAAAAAGCCAGGGACAGAGAGGAAAGACUCUCCGCCCUACAGCAGGCCCAGCAAGCCAAAGAAACUGAGUUGGUAAAGAAAAUCCAGCAAAAGCAAGAGGAAUCUGCACGGCGUCACGAGGAGAACAUUGAGCUCAUCCGACAGAGGGCUCUGGAGUCCUCCAUCUUGAAGUACUCCCGAGGCUGUGACGAGGCCCCAAAAUUAAUCAGAUAUGAAACCAAAAAGUUGUGUACCCUGUGCAACUCCCUGAUCACAAGCGAGGUGUACCUUCUGAGCCACCUGCGAGGCCGCCGCCACCAGGAGGCUCUGAGGGCCCUGCACCAGGCGGACGUUGUUUCCAGCGAGGACAGCGAGACCUACAACCUCAAGCACAUUGUGGAUGCCCCGGCAAACAUUGACGACCCACAGAUUACCAGAGAUAAAGAGCGACAUAAGGCUCUCAAGAGGAGGUGUCGGAAGAUCAGAACUCGCAUGGUGACCCGAGGAAAGGAGUUCAACAGUGCCUUCAAGCCGGUGACCCAGAGAGAGUCUCCAAAUAAAAUCCGCAUUAAUAAGUCUCUUCAGCAAAUUGCAAAACUGAUUGCCAACCAAGGCUCAGGACCAUGGUCAGCUGCUGACCUGACAGCCUUGGAUAGACCCCUCCUUGAAUUGAUUAGAAUAUUGGAAAAGAAAGAUAAGGCUGAUCAGGCAAUGUUCAGUGCAUUAUCUGGGUUUACAAAAAUAGAUUCUGUUCUGAAAACCAUAUUGGAGACCACUGAACAGAGACCCUGUGUUUUGCCAGCCAAGUCCCUCGGUUACAGUGGCAAAGUGCUUCUUGGAGGGUGUCGCGAUAACUAUGAAAACUGUCGGUACGUCCUCUACUCGAACUUAGUUGGCGUCAUGAUAGACUAUUUGAUUCAGCGCAUGAAUAGUCUUGUCAGUGAAGGUACACGAAUGGGCAGCAACAACAGCAUAAACGCUAUUGUGAACCUUCCUUCAGAUGCUGCAGCUGGGGCAGUUUUUGAGGUUUUGGCAGAGGUCAUUCAAGUUCUCUGUCAAGAAGACUUGCUCCCAGCAAUGAACACACAAGACCAAGCUGUGAAAGAUAAGGCUGAAGCUACUUGGCACAGGCUCCAGGAUGUGGUGAGUUACUGUGUGAGUGUCGGCCUCGUGGAUAAAGUGUCGUGGUACUUCAGUCAUGUACAAGGACCGUUGGACAAUGAAGCUGGUGUGGUAGAUGUCAUCCUGUCAGCAAUGAGGCUUAUUACUGCUCUUGCUAAAACUCUCAGUAUGCGGACAUUAACAGAAGAUCCCACCCAGCUAAUUGGAACCCUUCAUGUCACUGAUGCCUGUGGUGUGGUGAGUCUGCUGUAUGGGCUCCUGUUGCAUCAGGGCGGCCGCUCCGCCAUGCCCCAGGCUCCUCCCAAGCUCUCACAGACAGCCCAGGCACUCACCAUUGCUGCAACAAUGCUGCUGCACAGCUUGGCUCUACUUGAUCUGACUAUGUUCCAGGCUGUCCUGGGGGGUGAAGGAAUAUCCCUGGAGUUUCGACACAUUGCCAGUUUUCUUCUCUGGUACUGUUCAACGUGGCCUUGUGAGGAUAUACUCCACAAUAUCAUACCUCUGGUUGGCUUUUUUGCAAUAAACAACAAGGAAAAUCAGAUGGUAAUACAAAGUGGGGAGGUUCCCAGUGUGUUGCAGCAGCUGUGCAAUUUGCCUUGGCAGUACUUCAGUGAACCAAGUUUGACAGCUGUUCUCUUCCCAACACUGCUUGCUUGCUGCCUUAAUAAUGAUGAUAACAUGAUCAUUCUCCAGCAGGAAAUGAGCUUCCAGGUUCUUGAGGACUUCCUGCAGAACUGCCAGGCAGUGGAUAAGCCACUUGUCCAUAUACUGAAAAAUACUAAAUAGAAGAUAUUUCUGCAGAAUCUUUGGCAGAAUAUAUGUAACUUGUCCAUGCUCUGAGUGCUAAAUAGAAAUCAUUAAUGCUUAAUUUUUACAAAAAAUUGUAUCAUUAUUACUCACACCAUGUCUUCACAGCAAUGGCAGCAAUGAAAACAAUGUUCUGUAUAGUGGUUGUUAACAUUUUUGUAGUAAGCCAGAAGUCUCUAAUUUAAGUUAGGUGUCAGCAGUACUGUCUGAUCAGUAAUUAUGAAACAUGCUUUACAUUAUGAUAAAUAUUUAGUUCAUCCUUCACUACCGUACUCUCCUCACCAAAGUGAAUAACAUCUUUAUUAAAAUAAUAAUUCACUUCAUUAUGUAAUAACCUCGCCAAGAUGGUUUUCUAAGAGCUUUACAAUUUAUUCCAUUAAGUUUUUUGACAAGGCAGCCUCGUUAGCUGUGAUAUGGCUUAUCACUCUAAUAAAGUGUAAUAUAUAAUACUCAGGCAAAUAUAUAUUACCAAAUCUC
This is a messenger RNA of Eriocheir sinensis (Chinese mitten crab), 6788 nucleotides long. It is a transcript of the gene ssp3, whose product is annotated as S phase cyclin A-associated protein in the endoplasmic reticulum-like. The record is from RefSeq and is a predicted model, not a curated record. The transcript has 28 exons. Lineage: Eukaryota; Metazoa; Arthropoda; Malacostraca; Decapoda; Varunidae. The coding region runs from base 873 to 6290 and encodes 1805 amino acids.